GACACAUUACGGGGACGGACUGACUUGACAACACAAACAGCUGAAGUGUCCCUCCGGUUCCUGCUCACGGUGACAGGCAGCGGUGGACCAUGAAUGUGAACCAGGGGACUGUGGGCAGCGACCCGGUCAUUCUGGCCACGGCUGGAUACGACCACACGGUCCGGUUCUGGCAGGCCCACAGCGGGAUCUGCACCAGGACCGUCCAGCACCAGGACUCUCAGGUAAAUUCCCUCGAGGUGACACCUGACAGGAGCAUGAUUGCAGCUGCAGGUUAUCAACACAUCCGCAUGUACGACCUGAACUCCAACAACCCCAACCCUGUGAUCAACUAUGACGGCGUCAGCAAGAACAUCACGUCUGUGGGCUUCCAUGAAGACGGACGCUGGAUGUACACGGGCGGAGAGGACUGCAUGGCUCGCAUCUGGGACCUGAGGUCCAGAAAUCUACAGUGUCAGAGGAUUUUCCAGGUCAAUGCGCCGAUCAACUGUGUGUGUCUGCAUCCCAACCAGGCAGAGCUGAUUGUUGGGGACCAGAGUGGAGUGAUUCACAUCUGGGAUCUGAAAACCGACCACAACGAACAGCUGAUUCCUGAGCCGGAGGUCUCGGUCAACUCAGUUCACAUCGAUCCAGAUGCCAGUUACAUGGCAGCCGUCAACAGCUCGGGGAACUGUUAUGUGUGGAACCUGGCUGGAGGCAUCGGAGACGAGGUGACUCAGCUCAUCCCCAAGACCAAGAUCCCUGCACACAAACGCUACUCGCUACGCUGCAAGUUCAGCCCCGACUCCACCCUGUUGGCCACCUGCUCAGCCGACCAGACCUGUAAGAUCUGGAGGACGUCCAACUUCUCCCUGAUGACGGAGCUGAGCAUCAAGAGCAACAACCCCGGAGAGACGUCCAGAGGCUGGAUGUGGGACUGUGCUUUCUCUGGAGACUCCCAGUACAUCGUCACUGCCUCCUCAGACAAUCUGGCUCGUCUGUGGUGCGUGGAGACCGGCGAGAUCAAGAGGGAGUACAGCGGCCACCAGAAGGCCGUGGUGUGUCUGGCCUUCAAUGACAGCGUGCUGGGCUGAUGAGGAGGAGGAGGAGGAAAGAGAGGAAGAGACAGACACUUUGUGCAAAGGUGGGACAAGGACACAAAAGCAAUGGACUCUUCGGGAGAUUCACUUCUAUCAGGAAUUAUUGAUGAUGAAGUGAUCAUCCUGAAAAGGUGAAGGCUGAACUUUACAGUGUAUGUCAGCUGUGUCUUCUCUCCCCCGCCUGGUACCUGUAAGUAUUCAGCACCGCAGCAGCAAGGCCAAAACUCGGGGUCAAAAUCCAGCUCAGAGGGCCAACUCUAAACAUUUUCCACCAAAAAUAAGCAUUCAUAUGGGAAAACAGAAGAAAAUUGGUCUGAGUCAAGCGUUUAGCAUCCAGAAAUGACCCAAGAUUCUUUCAACUCUCUGUUUUUAUUGCGCAACAUAUUUAUUAUCAAAAGGACCAUGUUCAACUUGGUUGAGUUGCGGAAUUGGGUUUUUUUUCAUCCGUGCUAUGUAUAAUUAAUUUGAUAGUCUUGUUUAAUCUUCACAUGUGGAUCAGGAAGUGUCAAGAAAAUGAUUCUGCAGUAAAAACGUUGUUCACAGAA
This is a messenger RNA of Plectropomus leopardus (leopard coralgrouper), 1621 nucleotides long. RefSeq names its product MTOR associated protein, LST8 homolog (S. cerevisiae) (gene mlst8). Gene Ontology annotation, biological process: regulation of actin cytoskeleton organization; TOR signaling. The record is from RefSeq and is a predicted model, not a curated record. Gene Ontology annotation, cellular component: TORC1 complex; TORC2 complex. Gene Ontology annotation, molecular function: protein binding. Lineage: Eukaryota; Metazoa; Chordata; Actinopteri; Perciformes; Serranidae.